Messenger RNA from Vitis riparia (riverbank grape), 1459 nucleotides. RefSeq names its product deoxyhypusine synthase. Bases 66 to 1154 code for a protein of 362 amino acids. Gene Ontology annotation, molecular function: deoxyhypusine synthase activity. Lineage: Eukaryota; Viridiplantae; Streptophyta; Magnoliopsida; Vitales; Vitaceae. The transcript is spliced from 7 exons. The record is from RefSeq and is a predicted model, not a curated record. Gene Ontology annotation, cellular component: cytoplasm. Gene Ontology annotation, biological process: peptidyl-hypusine biosynthetic process.
ACUCCUUCUGUCUUUUAGCUGCUGCUCGUGCGUUGGAUCUUGGGUAGCAGCUGAAGACGAAAGCAAUGGAAGAGGAUUUCCUAUCAUCUGUACGAUCGGUAGUCUUCAAAGAAUCAAAUUCCCUGGAAGGGGUACGCACUAAGAUCGAGGGCUAUGAUUUCAAUGCAGGCGUUGAUUAUUCUCAGCUUCUCAAAUCCAUGGUCUCCACCGGCUUCCAAGCCUCCAAUCUCGGCGACGCCAUCCAAGUCGUUAAUCAAAUGCUAGACUGGAGGCUUUCUGAUGAGAGUCCGGCGGAGGAUUGCAGCGAGGAGGAGAGGGAUGAAAAGUAUAGAAAAUCGGUGAAGUGCAAAGUGUUUCUGGGUUUCACUUCCAAUCUGAUUUCGUCGGGUGUGAGAGAUACAGUGCGAUAUCUUACUGAGCAUCAUAUGGUUGAUGUGGUGGUUACAACAGCUGGUGGCAUAGAAGAGGAUCUUAUUAAAUGCCUUGCACCCACAUACAAAGGUGAUUUUUAUCUAUCCGGUACUCAUUUACGCUCAAAAGGAUUGAACCGCAUUGGUAACUUGUUGGUUCCCAAUGACAACUACUGCAAAUUUGAGGAUUGGAUUAUUCCGAUCUUUGACCAGAUGUUGAAGGAGCAAACUUCGGAGAAUGUAUUGUGGACACCUUCUAAGGUAAUUGCUCGCUUGGGAAAAGAAAUCAAUAAUGAGAGUUCAUACCUUUAUUGGGCAUACAAGAACAAUAUUCCAGUCUUCUGCCCGGGUUUAACCGAUGGCUCAUUAGGGGACAUGUUAUACUUCCAUUCCUUCCGCAAUCCUGGUCUGAUCAUUGACAUAGUGCAAGAUAUUAGGGCCAUGAAUGGUGAAGCUGUCCAUGCAAAUCCUAGAAAGACUGGAAUGAUAAUUCUUGGAGGGGGCAUGCCCAAGCAUCACAUUUGUAAUGCCAAUAUGAUGCGUAAUGGUGCUGAUUAUGCUGUCUUCAUCAACACAGCACAAGAGUUUGAUGGAAGUGAUUCUGGAGCUCGCCCUGAUGAGGCUGUGUCAUGGGGGAAAAUACGGGGUUCUGCCAUGACUGUUAAGGUACAUUGUGAUGCAACUAUUGCUUUUCCCCUUCUGGUUGCAGAAACAUUUGCUGCAAAGAUAAGCAAGCCUCUUUGAAAUGAAACCCAAUACGGAUUUUUGCUGGAGUAUAGAUUCAGUUUAACAUAACAGCAAGCUAUCACUAAACACGCCAAAGCAGUUAAAACUGGUUGGUGCUGUAACUUGCAUCACAAUUGUCAUGAUUUAUUGUGUGGAACUCUUUCUAAUCUUCUUCCAGAUUAGCCUCUUCUGGAUUUUCUCCAGGUGAAGGCAAUCUUUCUGGAGUCAUUUUUAUCAUAAUUACUCUCAGAAGAAGCCUUAGCAUUCAUUGAAUCAGCAUAUUAUUAUGUGUAUUAAUAAAAUAUAAGGAGAUUAGUAUCUAA